AUGAGUGGGGAAAACCAUGGAUGCCAUCAAAGCCAUCGUCGCCUGGAGAAGAAUUUGAACCAGGCCCUUAUGGAUCUGCAUGCCCUUGGUUCUGCCCACACGGACCCUCAUCUCUGUGACUUUCUGGACAGCCAUUUCCUAAACGGGAAGAUGAAACUCAUCAAGAUGAUGGGCGACCACCGCAGUUACCUUUGCUGGCCAGCCGGCCCCCAGGCCCGCCUGUGCCAGUGUCUCUUUCAAACGCCCACCCACAACCAAAACCAGCAGCCUUUGAGGGGCACCUCUGCACCCCCUGUAAAGCAGGAUGUGACUGGAGGAGUUUAUAGUUCUCAUGAGUAUCACUGCUCUUCCUUUCCACAGUUGAGAGACUACCAUCCCCAGGCCAACCCUAGUGUUGGUACAGGAGCAAGCGACACCAAAAAGAAGAACAUCAAUAAUGGUGCUAACCCUGAGACAACCACUUCUGGUGGUUGCCACUCACCUGAGGAUGAAAAGAAGGCAAGCCACCAACAUCAGGAAGCCCUAAGGAGGGAGCUAGAGGCCCAGGUUCAUACCAUACGAAUCCUUACAUGUGAGAAAACCGAGCUUCAGACGGCACUCUAUUACAGCCAGUGUGCUGUCCAGCAGUUGGAAGGAGAGUCCAGGCAUCUGGUCAGCCGCCUGCAUGAUUCAUGGAACUUUGCAAGAGAUUUAGAGCGGGAUCUCUCUGCUGUUGCUACACAGAAGAAGGCGGCUGACAGGUACAUCGAGGAGUUAACAAAGGAGAGGGACGCCCUGAGUCUGGAACUGUACAGGAACACCAUAACCGAUGAUGAGCUGAAGGAGAAAAAUGCCGAACUACAAGAAAAACUUCGACUUGUAGAAUCUGAGAAGUCUGAGAUCCAGCUCAAUGUAAAGGAGCUAGAAAGGAAGCUGGAGAAGGCCAAGCUCCUGCUGCCACAGCAGCAGCUGCAGGAGGAGGCUGACCACCUGGGUAAGGAGCUUCAGAGUGUGUCAGCGAAGCUCCAAGCCCAGGUGGAAGAGAACAAGUUGUGGAACCGCCUGUACCAGCAACAGGAAGAGAAGAUGUGGAGGCAGCAAGAGAAGAUACACGAGCAGGAGGAGAAGAUACGAGCAGGAGGGAGAAGAUGCACACAAUCAGGAGGAGAAGAUACGGAGCAGGCGGAGAAGAUGCACAAUCAGGAGGAGAAGAUAAGGGAGCAGGCGGAGAAGAUGCCAAUCAGGGAGGAGAAGAUAAGGGAGCAGGAGGAGAAGAUAACAGUAAUCAGAGGAGAAGAUACUGAGCAGGAGGAGAAGAUGCACAAAUGUGAGGAGAAGAUACGGGAGCAGGCGGAGAAGAUGCACAAUCAGGAGGAGAAGAUACGGGAGCAGGAGGAGAAGAUGCACAAUCAGGAGGAGAAGAUACGGGAGCAGGCGGAGAAGAUGCAUGAGCAGAAGGAGAAGAUACAGGAGCAGGAGGAGAAGAUGCACAAGCAGGAGGAAAAGAUACGGGAGCUGGAGAAGAAGAGGCAGGAGCAAGAAGAGAAGAUGUGGAGGCAGGAGGAGAAGAUACGGGAGCAGAAGGAGAUAAUACGGGAGCAGGAUGAGAUGAUGUGGAAGCAGGAGGAGAAGAUGUGUGAGCAGGAGGAGAGGCUGGGGGAGAAGGAGGAUAUGCUGUGUGAGCAGGAGGAGAAGUUGGGGGAGAAGGAGGAUAUGCUGUGGGAGCAGGAGAAGAAGAUGUGUGAGCAGGAGGAGAAGCUGUGGGAGAAGGAGAAGAUGAUAUGGGAGAAGGAGCAAAAGAUACGUGAGCAGGAGGAGAAGAUGUGGAGGCAGGAGGAGAAGAUGCGGGAGAAGGAGGAGAAGAUGCAGAGGCAGGAGGAGAAGAUGCAGGAGCAGGAAAUGAGGCUGUGGCAGCUGGAGGAGAAGAUGCAGAAGCAGGAGGUGAGGCUGCAGGAGCUGGAGGAGAGGCUGGGGGAGCUGGGGCGGAAGGCCGAGCUUUGGGGGAGCAGGCGGAGGUGGGUGCAAACCCUGGAGAUCAUACAGAACGACCUCACCACAACUUAG
Chlorocebus sabaeus (green monkey) is the source of this 2043-nucleotide messenger RNA. NCBI's taxonomy places the organism in Eukaryota, Metazoa, Chordata, Mammalia, Primates, Cercopithecidae. The record is from RefSeq and is a predicted model, not a curated record.